This is a messenger RNA of Epinephelus fuscoguttatus (brown-marbled grouper), 1784 nucleotides long. Its product is annotated as ankyrin repeat and SOCS box protein 2-like. The transcript is spliced from 8 exons. Gene Ontology annotation, molecular function: protein binding. The record is from RefSeq and is a predicted model, not a curated record. Lineage: Eukaryota; Metazoa; Chordata; Actinopteri; Perciformes; Serranidae. Gene Ontology annotation, biological process: intracellular signal transduction. The coding region runs from base 5 to 1777 and encodes 590 amino acids.
AGUAAUGACGAAAUUCAGCUAUUCUGAAUACUUAUCUCAGUUCCGUAACGCUGGAGGUAAAUGUAAUAAUGUUCAGACGCGACUGCGGGGAGAUAGGAGGAGAGGAGACGGUCAGGGCGACGUAACGUCAGAGCCGGAGGAUGUUGAGCCGGUGGUCUUUGCCAUCAGGAGAGGGGAUGUGGAGGCAGUUAAUGAUGUGGCAACAUCCGCUCCUCUCAGUCUGCUGAAGGAGAACAAAGAUGGGUGGAUACCUCUGCAUGAUGCUGCCUUCUGUGGACAGACAGAGUGCCUGAAGAUCCUUCUAAAGGCCCAUCCAGGUUCAGUAGACAAACGUACCUUGCAGGAGCAGACGGCCUUGCUGCUGGCUGUGUCUUGUGAACACUUGUCAUGUGUGCGUCGCCUUCUGGAGACAGGCGCCGACCCCGACAUCAGCAGCAAGAACAAAGAAACCCCUUUGUACAAAGCCUGUGAGUUGGAGAAUGUGGACAUGGUGAGCCUCUUGCUGUCCUACGGGGCCACCGCGAACCAGCGGUGUGGUCAGGGUUGGACGGCCCUCCACGAGGCUGUGUCCAGGAACAACACGAAAAUCUGUGAGAUGCUAAUAAGAGCCGGAGCCGCAAUCAAUCCACCUAACACCUACAGCAUCACGCCACUCAUUGUAGCAGCUCAGCAAGGACAGAUGAGGGCACUGUGCUACCUUAUUGAGAAAGGUGCAGAUGUGAACAUGCAGACAUGUGAUGGUGUCACAGCGCUGCAUGAGGCCAGUAAAAAUGGCCACAAGGAGAGUGUUGCAGUGCUGUUGACUAAAAACGCAGAUGCCAACAAACCCACUAACUCAGGACUGCUGCCACUGCACACUGCUUCCCAAUAUGGACACCAUGAGAUUGUGUCUCUCCUCGUCUCAGUCACAAGUCGAGCCCUGCUCCGCCACAGUUGUGUCAGCCCCCUCCACCUGGCAGCAGAGCACAACAGACACACUGUGGCAGCUGUGCUACUCAAGACAGGUGCGAAUGUAAACGCCACACUGGCCAACAGCCACUCCAUCCAGUAUGCUGAUCGGCGCGCGACAGCCCUCUACUUUGCAGUUGCCAAUGGCAGCAAAGAGACAGCAGAGGUGUUACUGAACGCUGGCGCGAGUCUAAACCUGGACCCAGUCAGUCCUCUGCUGAUGGCUGUGCAGCAGGGCUGCAUCAGCACUGUGUCAUUACUGCUGGAGAGAGGGGCUGACAUCAACGCCAGAAUACCCUCUUAUCCUACUACGUUCCCUGCUGCCGUUGCACUCUGCAUGAAUAAUUUGGCUCUGCUCAAGUGCCUUUUGGACAAUGGCUGUGAUGCCCUCUCUUGUUUUACCUGUACAUACGGCUGUGCCCCUCACCCAACGUCAGGAGGAUCCCACAUUAGAACUGUUGGCAGCAAUGGAUAUGUUUUGCAGAAUGACAGUAUGCUUCCUUUAAACUGCAGUGAGAUGCCAGAGAGAGCUACACAGUUCUGUGAGUGGAUCUCAACGUCAGUCAUGUGUAAAUGGGCAGGACCGGUCAUAGACUUGCUGCUGGAGCAUGUUGGUCACGUUCAGCUGUGCAGCAAGCUCACUGAACUGCUGGACAGCCGAGAAGAGUGGCUCGCCGUGAAGAGGAAGUCAUUGUUACCUCGUCCACUGCUGCACCUUUGCAGAUUCAGGAUUCGAGCCCAAAUGGGGGGAAACAGACUCUCACAGAAAUCUCUCACAAGUCUACCUCUGCCGGACAGACUGAUCCGAUACCUGAGCCACGCUGAAUGACUUUAAA